CAAUAUUCGUGCGAUUCGUACUAUGGCUCUAAGAUCUCAGCAUAGAUUUUUGACGCAUAACACAUAGUGCAUAAGAGAAUCAACCAGAAAGUUCCUCUUUUUCCUGUGAAAUAGAAGGGAAGGAAAGAUACUGAUUAAUUCCCUUAUGCACUAUAUGCGUUAUACAAAAUAAUGGUAACGUUCUCAGCUCUGUUUAAUUAUACAAGUGUUUAUUCGUAAUACAUAAACACAUAUGUAUAUAAGUAUAUACAUAUAUAUAUUAUACAUCUGUUUGUAAUACGUCUAUUAAAUCAAAAUGGCUAUAUUAAAAAUGCUGAAGCGUACCCUGUGCAGAAACAUUGCAACAAACGGAUCGAGAUUCGUGGGCAUAAUAGGACCCUUAACAAUUCCACCAUUACAGAUUGCAAUUUUAUAUUAUUUCUGGCAGGAUUAUUCGAGGAUCGUGGAUAAGCGGUACUGCUCCUGCUCGUGCUGGGACACUGUCUUUAAAGGCUCAUACGAAUCCGGCAUCGCUCCUUACAAACACAUGUACUUUAAUGCUACUUCGAAUAUGUUGAAAAUAUGGAUACUCAUCGUCAUUGGAGUAAUCGUGUUUUACGAAACAAUGAAACAUUUGGCGAAACUGGCCAUCAAACAGAGACUAAGACAGUCUAUGAUGCUCCUCUUUUCAACCGCUCUGUUCUCCAAUUACUACUCGUGGUGGGUCUAUAUUAAUUACUGGAACGACGACUUCUACUCUCAGUGGUACCACCAGUUGUUUUUUACAAUUACUGAAUUAAUAUCUACGGCUUGGGUUGUCUCCCUUGCGGAUAAGAAAAAUCCAAUCACACACAGAAAGGCUUUCGGCAUUGCUGCGAUAGCCUUUUUACAUAUCGUGGCUGGUGGGUGGGACCAAUUCUUUGAAAAUGUCGUUAGAGGAGAGGGUCACGCACACCAGGUCAUACGCGAUUUGGGCUUUAUGAUACCGGAUAUUCUCCAAGUCAUCGUUCCAUUAUGGCUGAUUAAACGGGAAAGUAUUUACAAUAUCCAUCUUCCUAACUCAUUAGCGUAUAUGUCAAGUAUCGUGAUGAUCGGAUUGUGCAUUUGGUCGUUUCUAUUGUAACGAUAUCAUUAGAAUAACAUAAUAAUGCGCAAUGAACGACAACAAAGUGAUUGAAAAAUUAACAAUAUUGUCGUGUCUCUGGAGUUCUACUACUUUGGUCCUCUUGAUAUGAGUACAGUUGACCUAAGGAAAAUCAAUACGGGUUAAUAGACUGAGUUUCGCUCGAGCUGCCAUUAUGUUUCCGCUGAGGCUCUGUAUUUUCCCGCACAAUAAAGUUAUGAUGAAAUCACACGAUGCUCAAUUUCUUGAAUAAUAAGCAUGCAUGCAUAUUUAUCAUUCAAGAAAUUGAGCAUUGUGCACUGAAAGAAAAGAUUGGCUGAAGAUGGCAUAGCAUUUUUAAUUGGUUCCAGCAAUUUUUGAUUGUGUUACGAGUUGCAUUAGCUUAUCAAAAUCCUAUAUUAAUAUUGCAGAUAGGCUAAAGCAACCAAAAAUUGACUAUUGCAGACAAUUAAAAAAGCUAUAUUUUACCAUCUAGUUUAAUUAUUGCAGCAGCCAAUCUUUUUUUUCAAUGUAUGAUUCUAUUUUUACCGUUAUGUCUUUCCUACAGGAGCAGUAAUUUUGUACGGGAGCGCGAGUGCAAGUGAACGAUUUUCAUGAAACGCGUGUGAGUUACUGAAAUGAUUGCAAGGGUAAAUAUUGAAAGGGAGUCAUCGCCGUUGCUUCGGGGCAUACAAUUUUCCAAACAAAGCAUUUUCCACCCCAUCUCCUAGGUUUUAGCCAUCGCUCGUUAUUCGUUACAAAAGUAUUAACAGUUAAAGCUAGUAAUUAUUUCCCUGCUUUUUUUACAUGAAGAGUCAGAUGACUUCAAACGAGCAGAGAGGUAUGAGGUGGACGAAUUCAAGGAAUAUAAUUUUCCACGCGAACGACAUUCACCCCAUCUCCCUCUCUGACAAGAUGCGUACGACCAUGCGUGCUUUAAUGAAAAAUCGUACGCACCUUGUCAGAGGGGAAAGUGGGGUGAAAGUCAUUCGCGUGGAAAGUUAUAUUCCUUGAAUUCGACCACCUCAUACCUCUCUGCUCGGUUAAAAUUAUCUGAUUCUUCAUGCAGGAAAAUAAUUACUAACUUUAACUGCUAAUAAUUUUUUAAUGAAUAACGAGCGAUGGCUAAAACCUUAGCGAAACCCAAAGCCAAUGAGAUGGAGUCGCUUCGCACGGGAAGUCAUACACUCUGAAGCAGGGGGGAGGUGGGGUGAAAGUCUCUUCGCAUAGAAAGUCGUGCGCCUCUACAUAUAUGAUGAUCGCUAUUCGGACAGCGAUAACUAGCGCAUGCAUAAUAACUGUUAUUGCGAAGUAAAAAUUUUUUCUCGGCACAGUAAUCAUCGCUGCGCAGUUUUCUCCGUGUAUGCACUAUUGUAUAAAAACAAAAAUUAUAAGAAAAUAAUGUUUUCAAAGAAAAUUUUUGUUUUUAAAACAGGAAAUUUAUUUUAAAGCAGAAAAUUUUUGUUCUAUCCUCCAUCUCAAUAUUUAUCCUUGCAAGUUCCGGUACGAGAAAGU
Molecule: messenger RNA, 2596 nt
Organism: Trachymyrmex septentrionalis
Lineage: Eukaryota; Metazoa; Arthropoda; Insecta; Hymenoptera; Formicidae
Exons: 5
Coding region: 296-1102 (268 amino acids)
Source: RefSeq, a predicted model, not a curated record